Messenger RNA from Capronia coronata CBS 617.96, 1848 nucleotides. RefSeq lists its product as uncharacterized. The transcript has a single exon. Gene Ontology annotation, molecular function: protein binding. The record is from RefSeq and is a predicted model, not a curated record. Lineage: Eukaryota; Fungi; Ascomycota; Eurotiomycetes; Chaetothyriales; Herpotrichiellaceae. The coding region runs from base 1 to 1848 and encodes 615 amino acids.
AUGGAGGAACUAUUGCAGGAAAACAACCCUGAGCGAAUUCUGUUGGGGCUGGUUACCAGGUCGAUUGGUGAUGUAUUCGUCGCGACAGCCGACCAAGACACAUUUACUCGAGCUAUAUGCGCUUUAGACCCAGACUACUUCAUUCUCCCAUAUCGAAACCUUCAUCGUUAUGUCAAACCUACCCUGGAGAGUGAGCCGCGAUUUCGGAUCGUGAAAUCGCUGGAGGAGCGCAUAUCAACAUUCAUCGGCAUUCUGGACACACUCGUCACUCUUCGGCAAGACAGCGGCCACGAGGUCCCACUCGAGGUCUAUCGACAUCUGUUACGAUGCGCAGCUGCUGGUGGCCAUGGCAACAUGGCGCGGAAUGUGUUUCGUAGGAUCCUACCAGAAAGGAAUUUGGUUCCUGACUUGGAGUGCUACAACUACUUCAUGGAAGCUCUGAAUUGGAAUCAGGCGUACGGCAGAUUUGAAAGAUACCAGCUGAGGGUAACGCCGUAUAGCUUGGACCGUCGCUCCAGUACACAUCGACGCACAGGUUAUACCGGUCACGGUGUCGCAACAUCGAGCAAUCCAGAUAAUGAACAGUCAAUCAGGUUGGAAGUGCUGAGAGUCUUCAACGAGCUUGUCCGGCAGGGUCUCAAAGGUAAUGAAGCCACGUUCUGCAAUUUGAUGGUUGCCAUGGGUCGUGAAGGGGAUAUUGCGAGUGUCAAAAGUGUCUUGAAGUCGGUCUGGAACGUAGACCUUGACGCUCUCGACAAGUACGAUGAAGAGGAGCUGGAAAGCCCGACAUUCUAUGAGGAGGGUUCACCCCUGCGGCCUACCGAGCGGCUUCUAUUCACGGUGGUCCACAUCUUCGGCACGAACAACGAAAUCAGCGUGGCGGGGAUGUUACUAGACUACCUUUCCCGGAAUUACAAUCUUACUAUUCCGGAGGAUCUCUGGACCUAUCUUCUCGAGUGGACGUUCGUUCUUUCGUGUCAACAGCAAGGAUGGAGAGUUCGCAAAGGAUUUGGCAUUGGCCGCGUGUCAUUCCAGGCUGUGGAGUCGUUGUAUGAGGUGUUCCAUAACGAACCAUACAACGUCAAGCCCAAGGUCGUGGACCUGAUCUUCCGAGCAAAGAUGUGGACACGACGACAUAUCUUGGACCGAGCACUCGACGAUAUCCGAGCCAGUAUGCGACUACUGGACGAAGAACGGACGAACCUUUCAGCACUGUACGACGAAAUGCGGAAAUACCUGCAAACUAGGCAUGACGAGAUCUUCAAGGAUGGCGUGGCGUCAGCUGAAUUCCUGAAACUGAAGAGAGAAUUCCUGUCGGCAUCGCUGACCUUGGACUGUCACCUCCAGCUGAUCAUCAUUGCGGUCCGCAACACCUUCAAGGAGAAAGACUGGCCAGCAUCAAGACGGGAGGUUGAGUGGGCAUAUCGUCGGCUGCCUCAGCUGGUCGAAGAAUGGUCCGAUUAUCUACCGGACAUCAUCCCCUAUUAUACGCCGACCGGCCACGUCAAGUUGUUCGGGCAGGAGCAUCGGCGGAGCGCCAUCAUCUCCUCGAACACGGCUCAGACGACCAAGACGGGUUCCAUGCGCACCAUGUUCGACACUUACAGUCCAGCAAGGCUGCGGCAUUCGGCCGAUUACGUCCGGCGCGGACCAAGAGGUCUUGCAGCCUUCGAUGAAGAAGCCGAGGCGGACGAGGAGGAAGCCGCCGACUGGGUGCUGAAGUAUGAGCGGAACGGGCGUGAUGAACGCGUGGGAAAGAGACGGUAUGGACAUCUGAACUAUCCCUCAGCCGACUGGAGGAUGGAAGAGUGGAAGCCUUGGUCCAAACAUGUCGGCCCUUAUCGAUGA